UUAAGCUGAGGCUAAAAGGGACCUCCGUCUCCAAAAUCUGAACGAUAGUCUCCGACCAUCCGACCGCUUGUGUGGCUUGUGCUUGUGGCGCGUGUGGUUGGAAAUUGGAAAUGCUCUAUCGUUUCGGAUGAACGCAGUGAGAUUAAUAGAACCAAUAUAGACGAUGGAGGAUUGCAAUCCUCCGGCGUCGAGUUUGUUUAUGAGGCUGUUUUCAGCCUUGUUAUAUGGUGUCGUGUCGUUCCUGAUCGUAGUCACCAACAAGGUUGUGUUGACAUCAUACAGGUUUCCUUCACCGCAAGUCCUUGCCAUAGGUCAGAUGGUCACGGCUAUCGUCGUCCUACGGGUGCUCAGAUCCGUAGAUAUAAUCAAUUUCCCGAGCUUCUCUCCGGGGCUAGUAAGAAAGGUAUUUCCAUUGCCAGUAUUAUAUGCUGCCAACGUUGUCACCGGCUUAGGAGGAACCAAGAAACUCAGCCUCCCAAUGUUCACCGUCUUACGGCGUUUCUCCAUCCUAAUGACCAUGGUGGGGGAGUAUUUGUUGCUCAAGGUAAUUCCUUCCACAGGUGUGACACUCUCAGUCUUUGCCAUGGUGGGAGGUGCGGUGGUAGCAGCAUGCCGUGACCUAGCAUUCAGCGUGGAUGGCUACACGUACGUCCUGCUGAACGAUUUUUUUACGGCGGCCAACAUGGUUUACGUGAAGCAGAAGCUGGACACAAAGGCACUAGAGAAAUACGGGUUGCUUUAUUACAAUGCCCUCUUUAUGCUGGGGCCCUUGUUGUUCAUCUCAUGGCUCACGUCAGACUUGUACGAGAGCCGCCAUUUUAAGCUGUGGCUCGACCCAUGGUUUGUGACGUCCUUCGUUGGUUCCUGCAUGAUGGGCUUCGGAGUGAUGUUUGCAGCCGUACUGUGUACGGCGCACAAUUCCGCGCUCACCACCACGGUCGUCGGGUGCCUCAAAAACAUCCUGACGACGUACCUGGGAAUGUACAUUGGCGGGGAUUACGUAUACAACCCCAUCAAUUUUUUGGGUCUCACAAUCAGUAUGGUUGGCAGUUUGGCCUACUCCUAUUUCACCUUUGCUAGAGGGAAGAGCAAGCCUGUGCCAUCAAAUGCGCCAUCCAAGGUAUGACAACAUGGUGGAAGAAACCCACACACACAACAAAAAAAUCUCUGUGGCAUUUUUUUUCUCUCCUCAGACGCUAACUUCGUCUCCGUGUUUUUUAACACGGUGCAAGAGUACACGAAAGUGCUGUCUUUCCAAAUGUGGACGACGUUGAGCAGUCACCAUUUUUUUUUUACAAAACAAUGUUUAUGUUUAUUGUGAGUUUAUACAUGAUUCUCUUAUUAUUCUUACGCCAUUUUCGUUCCAGCCGACGAUCAAAAUAUUUUAAAUAAAGUUGACAGUUGUCUACA
This is a messenger RNA of Ornithodoros turicata, 1410 nucleotides long. RefSeq names its product solute carrier family 35 member D2-like protein (gene frc). The record is from RefSeq and is a predicted model, not a curated record. The coding region runs from base 164 to 1126 and encodes 320 amino acids. Lineage: Eukaryota; Metazoa; Arthropoda; Arachnida; Ixodida; Argasidae. The transcript is spliced from 11 exons. Gene Ontology annotation, cellular component: Golgi apparatus. Gene Ontology annotation, molecular function: antiporter activity; UDP-glucuronate transmembrane transporter activity; UDP-N-acetylgalactosamine transmembrane transporter activity.